AUGGUUCCUUUUUCAGCUUUGCCUGUUGUCGUGUUGUUGUACUGCUUGACUUCCAGGGCAGCACUUGUGAGCAAGGCAUGAAUGGCAGUGGCCUUUUUGGCAGCAGUUCUUUCCCGGUGGGGUCUGAGUCAGCAGCUUGAUGGUCUGCAGUGAAGCGUGCCUGUGCCUUUCGUCAGAGUUUUCCUGGCUGAGCACAGAGCCCCAAAGCGCCCAUCUUCCCCCCGAGACCGGCACACAGGCCGGGUUUCAAGGGCAGGAUUUAGGAACGUAUUGUAAAAUGGGGUGGCUGAUUUCAGUCUGGCUCAGCUGUGCAUUGGGAGUCUGGUCGACCGCUUUUAAUCUUAAAGCAAAUCUCUUGCAAACAAACCAAAGCUGCUAAAAGCAAAAAGCAAGAGAGUUGAAGAACAGGCAGGCCACCGAAACAGCUAACCGUGGCAACGAUGAGCAGCAAAGGAUGCUGAGACGAGUGCCAGAUGAGUCCGUUGGAAAGGCGGCGGGGAGCACAGAGAUGCGGUCCUGUGUCUGCCGCUGCCACAGACUCACCUCAAGGACAGCUUUCCAGCCAAGGCAGAACGUGCACCUGCAAGGCUCUUGCGCCAGCCCAGCGGGGAGGUGGAUGCGCCUGUUUCCAGGGAGACGGAGCACCGCCCUUCUCGAGUGGAAACAGCUUCCAUGUUUUUGACCAAGGCCAGUUUGCCAAGGAAGUGCUCCCCAAAUACUUCAAACACAACAACAUGGCCAGCUUUGUACGGCAGCUGAACAUGUACGGCUUCCGGAAGGUGAUACACAUUGAGCAAGGCGGCCUGGUGAAGCCCGAGAAGGAUGACACGGAAUUCCAGCACCCGUACUUCCUGCGCGGCCAGGAGCAUCUCCUGGAGAAUAUCAAGAGGAAGGUCACGAACGUGUCCGGCAUCAAGAGCGAAGAGAUCAAGGUUCGCCAGGACAGCGUGACCAAGCUGCUGACCGAUGUCCAGGUGAUGAAGGGCAAGCAGGAGAGCAUGGACUCCAAGCUGAUCGCGAUGAAGCAUGAGAAUGAGGCGCUGUGGCGGGAGGUGGCCAGUCUGCGGCAGAAGCACGCACAGCAGCAGAAGGUCGUCAACAAGCUCAUCCAGUUCCUGAUUUCAUUGGUACAGUCCAACCGCAUCCUCGGGGUGAAGAGGAAGAUCCCCCUGAUGUUGAACGACAGCAGCUCGGCGCACCCCAUGCCCAAGUUCAGCCGGCAGUACUCCCUGGAACAUGUGCACGGCGCGCCCCCAUUCUCCGCCGCCUCCCCAGCGUACAGCGGCUCGACUCUCUACUCGCCCGACUCCUCCACCAACUGCGGCCCCAUCAUCUCCGACGUGACCGAACUGGCCCAGUCCAGCCCGUCGGCGUCCCCCAGGAGCAGCCUCGACGGCAGGAGCAGCCCGGCGGUCCAGAUCAAGGAGGAGCCCCCCAGCCCCGCCCGCAGUCCGCAGCCCGAAGAAGUCAGCCCCGUCGGCGCUCCCCCCGCCGAGACCCCCCUCUCGCCCUCUGCCUUCAUCGACUCCAUCUUGCAGGAGGAGGAGCCCGGCGGCCCCCUGGGCACAGCCGCCCCCGCCACGCAGCCCCCGGCCCCGGAGAAGUGCCUCAGCGUCGCCUGCCUCGACAAUGUGGCUCGCGCUCCACAGAUGCCUGAGGUCACCUGCCUCUUCCCCAGCCCUUCCUCCUCCUCCUCCUCACUGCACUGCCGACCACAGCAAGGAAACGAGCUGAACGAGCACUUGGACACGAUCGAUUCCAGCCUGGACAACCUCCAGGCCAUGCUGACCACCCACGGCUUCAGUGUGGACACAAGCGCCUUGCUGGACCUCUUCAGUCCUUCCAUGACCGUGGCGGAUAUGAGCUUGCCAGACCUGGACAGCAGCCUGGCCAGUAUCCAAGACCUCCUCUCCUGCCAGGAGCAGCAGAAGCCGGCGGAGGCGGAGGACUCGUCCGCAGACGCAGGCAAGCAGCUGGUGCACUACACGGCUCAGCCACUCUUCCUGGUGGACUCGGGCACCGUGGACGUGGGCGGCGUGGACAUGCCCGUUUUCUUCGAGCUGGGGGAAGGGCCCGGCUUCGCGGAGGAGGAGGAGUACCUGGAGGACCCCGCCGUCUCCCUCCUCUCUGGGACAGAGCACCCCAAGCCCAAGGACCCGGCAGUCUCCUAAGGCUGAGCCUGGGCCAGGGUGGAAGAGAGGCCGGCGGGACGGGCCUGCCCGGGGCCUCCCUGUUUCGCUCCCGUGUGGCAGCGGCCCCCUGCUCACUC
Messenger RNA from Varanus komodoensis (Komodo dragon), 2269 nucleotides. It is a transcript of the gene HSF1, whose product is annotated as heat shock transcription factor 1. Gene Ontology annotation, biological process: regulation of DNA-templated transcription. The transcript is spliced from 14 exons. The record is from RefSeq and is a predicted model, not a curated record. The coding region runs from base 474 to 2171 and encodes 565 amino acids. NCBI's taxonomy places the organism in Eukaryota, Metazoa, Chordata, Lepidosauria, Squamata, Varanidae. Gene Ontology annotation, molecular function: sequence-specific DNA binding; DNA-binding transcription factor activity.